Hepatospora eriocheir is the source of this 225-nucleotide messenger RNA. The record is from the annotation of a GenBank genome assembly. NCBI's taxonomy places the organism in Eukaryota, Fungi, Microsporidia, Hepatosporidae.
AUGAUCUUUAAAGAAAUAAGGGAAACAGAAUGUGAAAACUGUCAAUUAGGAUUGGAUAUAAACUCAAACUGCUUGUUGGAUUUAAAACCUUUUAAUUAUUCAACAUGUGAAGAUUUAGUCAACAAGGAUUCUAAUAACAAUGAACAGGUCUUUGAUUCUUUAAUCGAUUUAUUUAAUGAUUAUAAAAGUUCCACUAAUCAAAAAUUUAAAAAGAUCAAUAAAUAA